Oncorhynchus keta (chum salmon) is the source of this 1158-nucleotide messenger RNA. RefSeq names its product zinc finger protein 239-like. The transcript has 3 exons. Gene Ontology annotation, biological process: central nervous system development; regulation of transcription by RNA polymerase II. Lineage: Eukaryota; Metazoa; Chordata; Actinopteri; Salmoniformes; Salmonidae. The coding region runs from base 1 to 1104 and encodes 367 amino acids. Gene Ontology annotation, molecular function: RNA polymerase II cis-regulatory region sequence-specific DNA binding; DNA-binding transcription factor activity, RNA polymerase II-specific. Gene Ontology annotation, cellular component: nucleus. The record is from RefSeq and is a predicted model, not a curated record.
AUGAGUUCACUAAGCUACUCCACUCCUGCUGAAGAAGAGGGGGUCUGCUGGACGGAGAAAGAAGAAGAGGCUGUCACAGUUAAACAAGAAGUAGAGGAUGAGGCUGUUACAGUUAAACAAGAAGUAGAGGAUGAGGCUGUUACAGUGAAAGAAGAAGAGAAAGAAGUUACUGUGACAGAAGAGAAAGAAGCUUUCAGAAGGAGGAAGGAAGAAGAGGAGACGGGAGAUCUAAGUAAAACCAGAGAGCGACCAGACUCUCACUCUGACAGCGGGGAGAGUCAUUCAGGGGAACCAGACCCAGAGACGUCCAAACCAGCGAGACGACACCACUGCUCCCAGUGUGGAAAAAGUUUUAACCGAUCACAACACCUGAAAUUACAUGAGAGAACACACACAGGAGAAAAGCCUUACCACUGUUCCCAGUGUGGAAAGAGUUUUAGUCAGUUAGGGAGCCUGAAAGGUCAUAAGAGAACACACACAGGAGAAAAGCCUUACCACUGUUCCCAGUGUGGAAAGAGUUUUAGUCAGUUAGGGAGUCUGAAAAGUCAUAAGCGAAUACACUCUGGAGAGAAGCCGUACCACUGCUCCAAAUGUGGAAAGACAUUUACAUGGUUAGUGGGCUUGAAAAUGCACGAGAGGACGCACACAGGAGAGCGGCCUUACCACUGUUCCCACUGUGGAAAGAGUUUUAGGUUGUUAGGGAUUCUGAAACUGCAUGAGAAAGCACACACACGAGAGAAGUCUUACCCCUGUUCCCAUUGUGGAAAGAGUUUUAGGUGGUUAGGGUCCCUGAAAACACAUGAGCGAGUACACACACACAAAAAGGAAAAGCUCUACCAAUGUUCACUGUGUGGAAUGAGUUUUACCCAGUUAGAAGCCUUGAAUAGGCAUGACAGGACACACACACGAGAGGAUAAGCCCUACCACUGCUCCCAGUGUGGAAAGAGAUUUAACUGGUUAAGGCAGCUGAAUAAGCAUGAAAGAAUACAUACACAGGAAGAGAAGACAUACCACUGCUCUCAUUGUGGAAAGAUAUUUUCCCAGUUAGAGGACCUGAAAUCACAUGAGAGAAUAGAGAGCCUGUGUUCUGACUUGAGUUUUUGACUGAUCAUUUGUGUUUUUGUCUAAUCCUCAUGAAAUUAAAAUCAUUUAGCUUUU